UACCUAAGAUUUAAGAUCGCUACCUGAAUUUCAAUUUUGUUCUGUGAACCUUUUACCUUCGAAGGUCGAAAAGAUUCGACACUUUGAGUGUAUAGAACGUCGUAGAGCGCUGGAGAUAAAAAAGAAAUAAAGAGAUCAACCUUCCUGACCAUCGUUACUUAUAUACUUAAAUUUCUAUCCUUUAAACCAGUGUUUAUUCGCUCCCCCUACUUUUCGAUUAAUUAAUAUAUUCCAAGCUUACCCUUUAAACCCAGUCAUUGACGAUUAGAGGUCGCUUAAAUUCUGCCCCUUUAAUCUAAUCUGCUGGCGUUUUUCGAAAAACUUUCCAAACUCAUCCCUGUUCCUCGUUGAAAGACGUAUCUCGACAAAUCUAUCAAGAGUAAAUCAUUUUAAACUGAUCGUCAUCCUUCAGAGCAGUCGUAGGCUAUCACGGCAUAGACGUCAUCGACGGGAAUCGUGAGCGUGCAUCGUUUUCACCUAAAACUAGCAUCCACGGGGACGAGAAGCGUGUCCUCCAGGGAGGAGGAAUUGUCCCGACGUCACCGAGGGUGGGUGGUUGCGAACGAGGAGCUCGUAAACGUGGUGGUCGUCGAGCUACACACACUACCAGCCAUCUAGAGCAACGGAGAGAGGAACAGAGCGAAAGACGUGGGAUAGCCAAACGCUGGCCAACGUAGGCAGCUCGGCCAUCGGUAGGUGGUAGUUUGCGCUUCGCGGGUGGAAAAGCGGGCGCAAAUGCUAAUGAGCCUCGGUUUACGGGUAGUAGCCGGUGGUAGAGGGGGCGAACGAUCGAAGGGUGAGAGGAGAAGGGUGUCGAAGGUCGAUGGUGGUCGACAGGGAUGCGGAGAGGAACGGGAAGGCAAGAGGGCGUAGCGGAAACGCCUACGAGCCGCUCGAUUGGCCGGCGUCCGAAUGGCGUCCUGGGGGACGCGUGGCGUCGCGACGCCGACCGUCAGCUACCACCGACCAGCCACCUUCGUGCACCCCCUUCGGUGCUCUCGUCCUCGGCGACGAGGUCGACGCGAGAGCCGCGUCGUCGCGCGAGUCUUCUCCGCGAGGAUGGAGCAGCUCGCCCAGUUCGUUUCCAAGAGCUUCGACAACGCGGCUGGCGAACACGCGCCAUGCAGAACAACCACCGAACGACCUCCGUCCGCGAGGAUCACCCUCAGUGUCGCGCAUUUGCUCGGCGAUUCUGCGGAGAACGAUGGCAAUGUCGGUGCAGGGACGAGCGAAUCCGCUCAAGAUCCAUCGAGCGUCGAGGCGAGCAGCGUGGAUGAGCCGCCGUCGCCGGAAGGCCGCCUCCAACCGGAAGAUCUCUCCGUUACGACCAAGAGCAAGGAGGCGAAGGACGUGGUUAACACCGUGGACAGCCUUCCGCCUCUAAAGACGCCGGAAUUAAAGCUCUCCGUAAGAAAAUUGCUAGGAUGCAGUCCGUCGCCACCACCGAUUUCGAGAGAUCGAUCAGCUAGCCCCGAAAAUUGUGUCGAAUUGAAAAGUCAAGCUUCUAACGAAACGAAAUCGUCGGAUUUGAAGCUACAGUCGCAGGUUUCGAGGUCUUUGAUGCAGGGACAGGAAGAGAGUACGAAAGGAUCGAACUGCCGUAACAGCGGAAACGGAAACGGGAAACAGAGAAGAUCUCGAACGAAUUUCACUUUGGAACAAUUGGCUGAAUUGGAAAGGCUGUUCGAUGAGACGCAUUAUCCUGACGCGUUCAUGAGAGAAGAACUGAGCCAGAGACUCGGUUUAAGCGAGGCGAGGGUUCAAGUCUGGUUUCAGAAUCGACGCGCCAAGUGCCGCAAGCACGAGAGUCAAUUGCAUAAAGCAGGUGGAAUGGUGCUGGCUCCUCGAAGUCCGCCAGCGACCCUGGAACCGUGUCGAGUGGCGCCGUACCUGCCGGCCUUGAGGUUGCACCCCCCAAUGCAAGGUGCCGGUGGCAACAUGACCACCGCGGCAGGUUCUGCGUUCGACCCAGCUGUCCUCCAUUACGCGGCAGCCGGCGGUCUUUUCUGUCUUCCACCACCGCCGCCUCCGCCACCGACGUCCAGUCAUCCGCACCCUCAUCCCCUGAGUUUGGCGGCUUCGUUGGCUGCGGCCGCAGCACGUUCCAAAAAUAGCAGCAUCGCGGAUCUGAGACUGAAGGCCAGACGACACCAGGAAGCACUGGGACUCGACAGGCCUGCGUAAAACGAAAAAACUCCGACUUCGAAGUCGACUAACAGCGAUUGUCGCUGUUUCCUUGCACGGUGGUGAGUAUGGUAUCGUUCAGAGAGUUUCUCCGUAUGAUUCGUUGGGUUUCGAAGUUUAUUCGAAGAUCAUUUCGACGAUAGGAAGCGUCUUCGAUCUUGCAGAAUAUUUUCUUCCAUUUACUUUUUGGCGUGGGAAGUAACAGGGGUGGUUUGGAGGGGAAAAGUUUGAGAUCGGAUAAAGUAGAUUUCUUUUGGAAUGGUGGAAUUAUUUUAGAAGAAUAAAGUUGAUCGUAGCCGACUCACCACCGUUGUGAAACUGUGCAGGUGAAUAUCGAUUCGUUUAGAGUAUUUGGCAAGCACUUGACUUCUUGGUCGUCGAGUGUUAUCAAGAUACUCGCUUCACGUAUUCAAUUUUCUAACAAUAACGAAGAGACGUUCUUUCCAAGUAAAUCAUCUUUCAUUCUUUUGUUUCAUUUAAUUCCAUUACACCUAUCGUAGCUAUUUUUUGACGAUUUGGUGAAGCUCUGCAAAAUCGUGAUGCAAGGAUACUCGUCAGCGAGACAGCUGCAUCAGUUCGUGUCCGAGAAGUACAAACGGAGACUCGAUGUGUAUAAAGUGAACAAUUUCCGGGAGAAGUGUGUAUUAUACAUAUAAUAUAAAGUAUUAUACAUAAAUAUAAAUAGUCGAGGGUCAGUAGUAGCUGGGCUUGGAAAUAACGAGUCGGUGAGAAGUUUCAUCCGUCGGAACGGUCGAAAUUUCUCAUUCCGAGACGAAUAAAUUCUUUGUAUUUCGAUUUCUAUUUUCUUCGUUGAACCACGAAGUGAAUAUCAACGAAAUUCUGAAAAUGCAUGGAACGAUGUUGUAGAAUGAUGGGUGUGAAAAAUUCAGAGAUUUCGAUAGGUGUCUAGCGUCUCCAGGCGAUUAAAACGAAUUCGGCGAUGGCGUGUUGAGGAUACAUGAUUGUUCUUGAAUACAUGAUUGUCACACUGUAUACUAUUAGCUUUAAAAUAUAUAAACUUAAAUCUUGUGCGAGUCGUGGAUCAUUUAUUGCUCAUUAUCCUGACCUACGACGAUUUUCCAAUUAACGAGUCUAAUCAAAAACCUAAUCAAAAAGCAAAAGAAUUCUUCCGCUUAUUUCAUAUCGAACCAACCGGGUGCAAUGGAUUCUCCUAACGCGAAAACAGCAUCCUAAAUCGCGAAUUCUCUGCUUUCUCAGCGUUGGUAACGAGCUCGUGCUCAAGCCAUCCAACGACAAAUCGCGCGUCCUGGAACCACCGUCCAAGACAUAAUUCUUAAGGAUGAUUCACGGCUGGUUGGACAGAAGGACUUUUGGUAGCCGCGAUGCCGAAGCGCCCCCGGGACGCUGGCCAGUGGUAUCGUCGUCGGGGCGCUAAUGCAAUAACGCUUUGGUACGCGGAUAAAUCAAGUCGGCCGAAUCGUUCCACCCAGUCCUGUGCCAUCUAAUCGUGUUACCCCUCUCGUCUCCCGGGCGCCAUUACAACCCAUUACAUCUACCUCCUGCUCGUACGUUAGAACGUUACUUCUUCAAGGUUUCUUUCAUUUUUUAGUCUCUUUGCAUCUUCUGUAAUAUCUUUUUGAACACAUUGACGAUUUUAGUGGCAGAAUUCUAUCAUGGAUCGGUUAACACGAUCGUUUUCGUUCGACGGAGAAGAAGAUUAAAGAGAGGAUUUGCUAAAUACUGGAAACAGUAAAAAAUUGUAAAGUUUAAUAUUAGAUUUUUUUAGAUACUCAACGAGCCGCGUUGUUUCGCCGUUCGUUAAUGUAUUUUAAUAGGAGAACUUUGGAAGCGUUCGUGUUUUGCAGGUAAAUCAAGCGGGCGAAUCAGUUGGAAACGCAGCGUCGCGUAAUCGCGUUAGCCGGGAUUCAUUCUGGACGCUCCCGAGGGCGUCGUUAUUGUCCUAUCCGUGCGCGUUCGGUCGUACCGUUGCGAAACGCUA
This is a messenger RNA of Bombus huntii, 4144 nucleotides long. Its product is annotated as short stature homeobox protein 2-like. Gene Ontology annotation, molecular function: sequence-specific double-stranded DNA binding; DNA-binding transcription factor activity, RNA polymerase II-specific. NCBI's taxonomy places the organism in Eukaryota, Metazoa, Arthropoda, Insecta, Hymenoptera, Apidae. Bases 913 to 2184 code for a protein of 423 amino acids. The record is from RefSeq and is a predicted model, not a curated record. Gene Ontology annotation, cellular component: nucleus. Gene Ontology annotation, biological process: regulation of transcription by RNA polymerase II. The transcript has 4 exons.